UCGAACCACAAGCCAUUUUGGGGACGGUGUCAGUUUCCACCGAGCCAUCGGCGCUGCAUUUUUCAAACAACUUGACUUCGGCUGCAACACACACGCACACACACACACUCACUCACUCACACACUCACACACACAUAUAUACACGCGCGCAGAUCCAGCAGCUCGAUCGCCAGGAUCGGCCCGGCUUUUGGGGUGGGGGGGGGAUCGGAGUCCUUCGAACGGCUCGUGCCCUUGCUGCCUCGCGAAGGGGGCUUAUUUUUUUUUCUGGCCGUGGAGAGAAAGAGCAGAAACUGCGCUGCUUUACCACCACCCCCCCUCUCCUCCCCCCCCUGCGCUGUAAGGCUACCGCGGUUGACAGCGUCUGCAGGCUCGUUCCAAGAUGGCCGCCCGGCUCGCGCUCGCCCGCUGCUGAGCGACUCCGAACUUUCAUUGUCUGUCCGCCCCCCCUCCUCUCAGUUCGCACGGAUCCGCAGCGGAGUUCCCGGGUAUUUGCCUUCCAUGACGAUGCACCGAACAACGAGGAUAAAGAUAACGGAGCUGAAUCCACAUUUGAUGUGUGUGUUGUGUGGAGGAUAUUUCAUCGACGCAACAACCAUCGUGGAGUGUCUGCACUCCUUCUGUAAAAUGUGCAUUGUGCGCUAUCUCGAGACCAGCAAGUACUGUCCAAUAUGUGAUGUCCAGGUACACAAAACCAAACCGCUUCUAAAUAUCAGGUCUGACAAGACCCUUCAAGACAUUGUGUACAAGUUGGUCCCUGGUCUUUUCAAAAAUGAAAUGAAACGGAGACGGGACUUCUAUGCUGAACACCCAUCAGUUGACGCUGCAAAUGGAUCAAAUGAAGACCGUGGAGAAGUGGCUGAUGAGGACAAGAGAAUAAUCACAGAUGACGAGAUAAUCAGCUUAUCCAUAGAAUUCUUCGACCCGAGCAAGAUUGAAAAGCAGGGUGAUGGAGAAAAGGAAAAGACAAAAGAUGAGAUAAGUGACAAGCGGUACUUGCAGUGUCCUGCUGCUAUGACAGUGAUGCAUCUGAGGAAAUUCCUCCGGAGUAAAAUGGAUAUUCCAUGCACAUUUCAGAUUGAAGUAAUGUAUGAAGAUGAGCCGCUGAAAGAUUACUACACAUUAAUGGAUAUUGCCUACAUCUACACCUGGAGAAGGAAUGGACCUUUGCCAUUAAAAUACAGAGUUCGACCCAGUUGCAAAAAGAUGAAGAUUAUCCACCCAAGAGAAGGUGUGAACAGUGUGAAUAGGUCGGAGAUGGAGAGCGACUCGGGCAGUGACAAGGCCAACAGUCCAGCCGGCGUUCCCUCCACCUCCUCGUCCCUACCCAGUCCGGGAACCCCAGUUCAGUCCCCACACCCUCACUUCCCGCACAUCUCCAGUGCCGUCAACGGAACCUCUACAAACCCGAGCCCGAGCCGCCAGGCCCCGUUCUGCAACAAAGCGCGCAAAGCCUCGCUCAAUGGCUCAUCUGGGUCUUCGGGAUGACUGCCGUAGCGGCGUCUUGCCGGCAUCAAGAUCACCCAGCUCUUUCCAUGCCAACGUAGCGUUGUUGUAGAUGCUUUCUUUUUUUCUUCCAGUUGUCAUUGUAUUGCCAUUUACUGUCUUUAUGUGAAAUUUAUAGUGAAAGUCACAUUUCAGUAUAAAAAUAGGGGGGAACUGGCCGAUAUGUGUUCUUUGAAGAGCUGACAUUGGUGGAAGUAAGACAAGCACAUGAAGUAUGCUCUCGAAGGAAGUUUUUAACAGAGAACAUUUUGAAGAGGUUUGGAAGAACCAUAGAUUCUGACAUGGGAUAAUCUUUGUACAGUUUUUUUUCUUUUGCCUUUUUUUUUUUUUUUUGGAAAAAGUGAAAUUUCACUUUAAUCAAAAGUGAAUGCAUAAAGAAUUUCACAAGGCAUCUGAAUAUGUGAAACUGAAUGGUUGCAAUUUAGAAAGGAUGUUCUAAAAUGGUUACUCGUAUAUCCAAGCAUUCACAAAUGGACUGUCGGUGGGUGGAUGGAGACGGAGAAAAGAAAAUACACUGACAGCUCAUACUGCCACCUGACACUGUACUAUGUACAAGGACUUACAUAAACCAAAUGAAGUGGAGCUGUAUCUUGUGUGUGCAUUAACAUAACGGGGGCUAUCAUGCUGGAGUAGACUUUGCUAUCUAUAUCCCAAUAUGGGGCAGUAUUAUGUUUAUAAAGUGUGUUACUAAUGAGGAUAAGAACAGCAGAAAAAGACCCAGAUAUUGGUCAGAUUAAAGCUAUAUUGAUUUUUAAAUAAGCUGUUCUUUUUAUGUUAUUUCAGUCUGUUGUACAACUUUGGUUUAACCCCCACAGGGCAGAAUGCUGAGCUCCAGAUAGACAUGUAUAUAUGAUUACUUUAGCUGACAUAUAGAAGUGUAAUAAACUAACAGGUCCCUUGUGUCUGUCAGACACUUUUCUCUAUAACCUGCAAGGAAGUCUUUGUUAGUUUCAAGUGUUUUUGUGGUGUCUCUUCCACAGUGUUCUAAAUAUCUGUAUU
Molecule: messenger RNA, 2502 nt
Organism: Scleropages formosus (Asian bonytongue)
Lineage: Eukaryota; Metazoa; Chordata; Actinopteri; Osteoglossiformes; Osteoglossidae
Product: polycomb complex protein BMI-1-like
Exons: 10
Coding region: 499-1485 (328 amino acids)
Biological process (GO): negative regulation of transcription by RNA polymerase II
Cellular component (GO): PRC1 complex
Molecular function (GO): promoter-specific chromatin binding
Source: RefSeq, a predicted model, not a curated record